Molecule: messenger RNA, 1053 nt
Organism: Penicillium alfredii
Lineage: Eukaryota; Fungi; Ascomycota; Eurotiomycetes; Eurotiales; Aspergillaceae
Product: putative proline utilization protein PrnX
Exons: 1
Coding region: 1-1053 (350 amino acids)
Cellular component (GO): cytoplasm
Source: RefSeq, a predicted model, not a curated record
AUGCAUAUCCUCGCAGAGCCCGAUGUAGCCCGGGUCUUUCGCGUCCUGACAAAGGAGCAAUGCCAUGAAUUCAUCACCGCGCUGGGCGAAGGUCUGGUAGCCAUCUCCGCCGAGUCAAAAUCCACAGUCCCGGCGUCGGAGAAGCUCAUCCACCAACCGCUGCGCACGGCGCUUGUCACCAAAGACCAGAACACAAGCCUGUUUAUGCCUGUCUCCGACACGGCCAGCACAGGGAUAAAAAUUGUCACAGUCAGCAACAGCGGCAUCCGUGGAGUGAUCAAUGUAUUCUCUCCGGAGGGCCGGUUACAGGGCCUCCUGGCCGCCGCAGAGGUGACGGCAUUCCGCACAGCAUUGGCCACGAUGACUUUACUUGUACGCUGCAACAGCCUCCGCAAAGAAAACAUCCUUAUUUUUGGAUCAGGUCGCCAGGCAGAAUGGCAUGUGCGACUCGCUCUCCUGCUCUACCCCGAUCAAAUUCAGCGAGUCACCUUCGUCAACCGCAGCCGCGCGAGACUCGACGAGCUGGAGCACGACGUGAUAGCCGAACUACACCAGCGCUAUCCCAACGUUGAAUUUAUUGCUCUCGCAAAGGAGGGUGAAUCCGACUACGACCAGUUGCUCCUCAAAGAACUGCGUGCAUGCGACGUAAUCUUCAGCUGUACCCCGUCCCUGGAGCCCAACUUCCCCUUUUCCGCGCUUCAGUCUGCGCUCAAGCAGCGCUUUAUCUCUCUGAUUGGCUCUUACAAGCCACAAAUGCACGAGAUUGACACCGAGACUCUGCGCUCUGGCGGGGGCAAGAUCUAUGUCGACUCUAAAUCGGCUUGUCUGGAGGAGUCCGGCGAGUUGAUUACGGCGCAGGUCCGGGAGGACCAGCUCACUGAGAUGGGUGAUUUGCUGGGGUCGCUUAGUCCGUCGGAGGGGAUCUCUGUUCCAGAUGGCUGCAAUGUCAUCUAUAAGUGUGUGGGUAUGGGUCUUAUGGAUCUUGUGGUUGGCAAGAAAGUGCUCGAUGUUGGGGCUGCCCUGGGACUGGGCACGCAUGUCAAGGGAUUUUAA